Messenger RNA from Daphnia pulicaria, 1569 nucleotides. RefSeq names its product guanine nucleotide-binding protein subunit beta-like protein 1. Lineage: Eukaryota; Metazoa; Arthropoda; Branchiopoda; Diplostraca; Daphniidae. The coding region runs from base 131 to 1081 and encodes 316 amino acids. The transcript is spliced from 4 exons. The record is from RefSeq and is a predicted model, not a curated record. Gene Ontology annotation, molecular function: protein binding.
UAGAUGGCGCUGGUGAAGCUGUAGAACCAAAAAGAAAACAACUUUUUGAAAGUUUUUGACGUGAGACAUGCAAAAACGAAAUUAGCUUUUUAAUUCGAAAUUGUCGAUGGAUACAUUUAUUUGAGACAAAAUGGCUCAACCACCACCAGAUCCAGUCCACAUUCUGCACAAUCCAAAUGGACCAGUCACUGCAUUAGCUGCACUAAGACUAAAAGAGGAUGGUGAAUACAAUCUAGUCAGUGGAUCAGAGAGUGGAUUCAUAACUAUUUGGAAUUUAAAUGUUUAUCGACCAACCAAGACCUGGCAAGCUCACACUGCCACAAUUGUGUGGAUUGGGGCUUUAAUAGAUGACAGACCUGGUUACAUUAUUUCACAUGGAAGAAAUGAAUCCCUCAUCAUCUGGAAUGCAGAAGGAAUCUCAGUUCAUCAGAUGCUUGUCACUCAUGAAGGAUUCUGCAAGUGUGACCUUUGGGCCAACAUCAUAGCCAUCCCUGCCAAGAAGAAUUCAGUUGAAAUCUUCAACAUCAGUCAGGAAACGACGUCGCUGGACCGUACCGGCACGCUAACGAUCGACGACGACGAAGGAGCAUUAAUGGCCAUUAAAUUGUUGGGGAAACAGACGACAGUAGUAACAGCCUAUGAAAGUGGAUGCAUUUGCAUAUGGAACGAGAACGUUGUACUCCAUCGGACAAGGGUCAAGAGCAUGCCGACUUGCUUGGGGCAUCAUGCUCAGCGUAAUGAACUCCUAUUAGGAACUUCAUGCGAAACAUUAUACAUCUUCAACGUCGACGACCUAACCGAGCUCAAGUCUGUCGUGCUGACCAAUCCCGGACUGAACGUCAUGGCGCUCCGCCUAUCCGACCUGCGUCUCUACGCAACAGCCGGCUGGGACCAUCGCAUUCGCUUCUUCAGUGCCCGAACUCAUAAAAAGCUCUGCGUCCUUCAACUUCACGACGGCCCUGUCAACAGCCUGGUCUUCAUCAUGGGUCAAAGCGGCGUCGGCGGCUUGUUGGCCGCCGGAGGUAGCGACUCUCUGAUAUCCCUCUGGGAUCUGUACAGCCAGCCCAGCCAACAACAGUGACGUCGGUUUGAACCAAAACCCCCAAAACCCCUUGAAAGGUUGGAAAUUAUCAAGCGAGCCGAAAAAAGAUGACGGUCGUUGGGACGGAGCGUUACCAUGGCGACGGCACGCCCUCGCAUGCUCCUUGAAAACUUCUUGAAACACAACAAUUGAAAAUGUGAAGAGUCUGCGCCAGAAGAGAGAGAGAGAGAGAAAGAUGGAGCGCAUAUGUUUUGACAAGACUUUUCUCCUUUUUUAGAAUUGAAUAUCCCUUUUCCUGUAGUACACAGUAAGAUGUUGGGUGUAAGUUGCGGAUGUGUAGAGACAAUUGUAUUAUUAUUCAUUUGUUGUUGUUUUUUUCCCUAGAUUGUAUUGCAGCGAUACGUGGGUGGGGUGUUGUAUUAUAAUUUAUGUACAAGUGUAAAAAGGGUGGGGGAUGUUGUUGGCAAUAGAAAUGACAGACCAAGUUAAAAACAAUUACAGGAGAUGAUUGAUUGAUUAUUGACCUA